GGAGGCAGCAGCUUCUCUGGAGGCAGCAGCUCCCCUGGGUGAUUGUGGCCAGUGGUCAUUAGAGCACUGCCACAAUGUUAAGGAAGGAGGAAGUGAAUGCUCACAGCCAGCCCCGUGAGGGGCAGCCACUGCUGUACCGGCGGCGGCAGCAACAGGUGACCCCCAGGCAGCCACAGGCAGCACCUCAGGUCACCUGGACAACCAUCACACCCAUCCCUGGGGACAGGCCCACUCUGUUCCCCAGAACCAUCCCGUCAUGGAGCCCCACCAGGUCCCGCACACGCAGGGGCAACCAGGGGGGCGGGCGCUCCGUGCCCCGCAGCAGUGUCACAGGGCCACGGAGAUUGUCCGUGUCGGACUUGCCGCCUCUCCACGGCCCUCAGUUGACACUGGCCCCUCCACAGCAGCUCAGUGCUCAAAGCUCAAGGGCAUCCACUGACUGCGUUAAGCUGCCCCCUCUGCCAGCAGCAGCAGCAGCCUCUGGAUCCUCUCCCAGAGGCACAGCACGUGCUGUGGGCCCCAUGUCCUGGGGCCAGCGAAAGCAUGUGCCACCUCCUCCAUGGGGCACUCUGGCUUCAGGCAGAGCCCAGGGAACACUUUCCCUGGGGAGCAGAACUGGAGGGCUCUGGAAUGGGUCAGCAGCAAGGCAGGGCCACCGCCUGCCACCCGUGACACCUGCACGCGGCGCGCCGCUCCGCACCGGGGUGCAGCCGGCUUGGAAGCCUGUGUGGCGCUCUGUGAAAACCCACAGCCCUGUGUCACUUCUGUAA
Molecule: messenger RNA, 770 nt
Organism: Vidua macroura (Pin-tailed whydah)
Lineage: Eukaryota; Metazoa; Chordata; Aves; Passeriformes; Viduidae
Exons: 2
Coding region: 75-770 (231 amino acids)
Source: RefSeq, a predicted model, not a curated record